Messenger RNA from Musa acuminata subsp. malaccensis (wild Malaysian banana), 1312 nucleotides. Its product is annotated as tobamovirus multiplication protein 3. Lineage: Eukaryota; Viridiplantae; Streptophyta; Magnoliopsida; Zingiberales; Musaceae. The record is from RefSeq and is a predicted model, not a curated record.
CGGCGGUUUCCCCUUUCGGUUUCCCGUCCUUCUUAGAUUGCCCGCAUCGUCUCUACCAUCUCGCUCCGCCUUCGAGAUCCUCCCGGUCUCUCAUCUCCGGACCCCGGGCGCUGCCGAUCCAUUGACCCCUCACCCUUGAUUCGCGGCGUUCUGAACCCUAUCCCUGGGUGAGACCCGAGGAACGAGUCCGAUGGCCCCAUCCGUGCCGAAGGUGACGGCAGUCGUGGUCAGCAGCGCCUCCAACUGGUGGGACGAGGUUAACAACUCUGCCCUGUGGCAGGACUGGAUCUUCCAUAUCCUCGCCUUGCUCUAUGGCCUCGUCGCUGCCGUCGCCCUCAUUCAACUGAUUAGGAUCGAAUGUAGGGUUCCAGAGUACGGUUGGACGACGCAAAAGGUCUUCCAUUUCUUGAAUUUCUUGGUAAAUGGUGUGAGAUCAGCUGUCUUUACAUUUCGCAGGAGUGUCCAACGCAUAAGGCCCGAGGUGCUUCAACAUGUUCUUCUUGAUUUUCCCAGCCUUGCGUUCUUCACAACUUAUGCACUUUUGGUGCUCUUCUGGGCUGAGAUAUAUUAUCAGGCACGUGCAGUAUCGACUGAUAGACUCCGGCCAACUUUUUAUGCAAUUAACUCUGUCAUCUAUUCCAUACAGAUAGCUUUGUGGUUGCUUUUCUGGUGGAAGCCCAUUCAGCCUGUGCUUGUAUUGUCGAAGUUGUUUUUUGCAGGUGUCUCAUUCUUUGCUGCCCUUGGGUUUCUCCUUUAUGGAGGGAGGCUUUUUCUGAUGUUGCAACGCUUCCCUGUUGAAUCAAGAGGGAGACGGAAAAAGUUACAGGAGGUUGGUUAUGUAGCAACUAUAUGUUUCUCCUGCUUUUUAGUGAGAUGCAUAAUGAUGUGCUUUAACGCAUUUGACAAAGCUGCAGACCUUGAUGUUCUCAACCAUCCUAUUUUGAACUUCCUGUACUACCUGCUAGUGGAAAUUAUACCCUCAUCUCUCGUUCUUUUUAUCCUAAGGAAGCUACCUCCAAGACGUGGAAUCACUCAAUAUCAUCCCAUUCAUUAGUCAGGGUUUUGGUUGUUUAGUCGAAGAGUUCAGAUCAUAGGAUCGCCAAGUGUAUCCUCCCUCAAGGAGAAAAAGAAUGAAGGAUGUAAAGAUGCCAUAAUGUUGUUGGAUGGUGGUGGAGAGACUGGUUUCUGGAGUGAGUGUUAUGUACAUGUGGAGACUGUAGAUAUGUAAAUUGUGGCAUGCCAGUUCAGUUGAUAUUCCUCUUUGUGAAAUUAAUUGCAGAUUAAGGUUUGGGGGGUGUGGUUUUUGGUUUAA